CAUUCAGUGACUGAUUGAGUGAUUGUUGUUAUGAUUUGAAUAUCAUUUGAAUAAUUGUUUGCAAAUAAUGUCAAAGAGUUUAUCAGUGGAUGAGAUCAACACUGAGUUCUUACCACUCAUUUACGACAUCAUCAGGAGCUAUGAACGAGAUUCACAUGAGUUGUCGAGUUUGGCGCAGAAGUCACUGUCGAUGAGAGAUCCGCAGCAGUCGGCCAAUGAUUGCAACACAAAGAUGCAGGCAUUGAGGGAUCAGUUCAACCAAUUCAGACAACAAGUGCUUCAAAUCAAUGGCAUUGCCGUCACUAAAGAAGAACAACUCAAGUCUUUGGAUGCGUUGAGACAACAACUUGUCAUGAAAAGAGAUUUACUCAUCAAAUACAAGAACUCGUGUCCAUUUGAUCCCAACAAUAAGAUUUGA
This is a messenger RNA of Oppiella nova, 418 nucleotides long. The record is from the annotation of a GenBank genome assembly. NCBI's taxonomy places the organism in Eukaryota, Metazoa, Arthropoda, Arachnida, Sarcoptiformes, Oppiidae.